Molecule: messenger RNA, 2499 nt
Organism: Aspergillus calidoustus
Lineage: Eukaryota; Fungi; Ascomycota; Eurotiomycetes; Eurotiales; Aspergillaceae
Source: the annotation of a GenBank genome assembly
CUAUAAGGGCAGAUCCUACAUAGUGGCUCCGCGGUCAUGUUACUCAUGUGAUAGCCCUGGAGUACGAACUGUCUCGGGUUGAACAUACACAUGACCCAGAUAUACUGCACAUAGCAGCUGGAAAUCAAAGCGUGUCUAUCUAGACUGCUUCAGACGGUUUACGUCACCCAUAGCCAAGAGAUGCCCCUCCUUGGCUUCUAGAUCCGUUCCUUCCUCUCUACCUACUCACUUUUCCUCACUUUUCCUCAUCACCAAGUGACUGCAAACUGACCAGGCUACCAUUUUAUUCUCACUCUAUGAUGGUUUUAGACUGCCUAUAAUGUCUCUGAUAUCCGCCUUUCGCCCGCGCUCAACGCGCGUUUCCUCUGCUCCUCCCAGGUCAGAGCCAAGGCAACGACGAGGCCGAAAGCCAAGCGUUGUUCAGGAGAUUGACGGAGACACUGAGAGGGACGAUGCGCACUCUAUCAUAACCCCUUCAAAACACACACCCAAAGCAUUUCGGGCCUUGAAAGAGACGGUAUCAUCUGGUGGGCCUCUGCGCCCUUUCCGACUGAUCAAGCAAGAUAUCCUGAAUCUUCGCCGCCGCUAUGCGUCAGACUGGACAAUCUUCAAUCAGCUGAUCUUUGCGAGCGCUGUCUAUGUCUUUUUUACCAAUCUCCUUCCUGGCAUCACCUUUGCCAGUGACCUGUAUGUUCUGACAGGCAAGAGCUAUGGCGCGAUUGAAGUCGUAUUUAGCACUGGGCUUUCCGGCUUGAUAUUCUCUCUGUUCUCAAUUCAGCCAUUGACCAUCCUGGGUGUGACUGGCCCCUUUGCCGUCCUGGCAGAGAAUAUCUAUGAACUAUGCCGUGACGAUUUCGAUAUCCCGUUUCUACCAUUUAUGGCAUGGUCCCUGAUACAUGCCGCAUGGCUACACUAUUUACUCGCCAUAAUCAAUGCCCAUGAUUGGACUAUGCGUUAUGUAACGACGUUUACCACCGAAAUCUUCUCUCUCUUGAACAGUAUCAUCUAUUUCCACAAGGCAAUCCAAGAGCUGGAGAGAGCCCACGAGGCCCUUUCUUUUGCGGCUUUUCUCUAUGCAAUCAUGGGGGCGGUUGGAACAAUGCUACUUGCUAUCUUCCUGUCUACUGCGGAAAGCUGGAAACCAUUGUUCCAUAGAUACAUCCGCAUGGGUCUAGCAGAGUACGCAGCUGCAAUCUCAAUCAUUGUGUUCAUCGGGUUGCCGCAUGUGGGCCAACUUGCUGAUCUGGACAAGAUGACCCUUCCUAUUAGCGAAUCCUUUAAGCCAUCUUCGCCAGAUCGGACCAGAUUUAUUGUCGAAUUUUGGGAAUUGCCCGUCCAAUGGGUUUUCGCUGCCAUUAUCCCGGGAAUUAUCAUCACUGUUCUUUUCUUCUUCGAUCAUGAAGUGAGCUCGAUAAUAUGCACUAUUGACCGUUAUGGGACUAGAAAGCCGGGUGGAUUUGCUUGGGAUAUCGUGCUUCUCGGCACCACCACGGCCCUGUGUGGGAUCCUAGGGAUCCCCCCGGCCAAUGGACUGCUCCCCCAAGCGCCUCUCCACUCAGAGUCCCUGAUGCAUACAGAAAAUGAACAACGUAUCAUUGUUGUUGACGGAGAAGAGAAGGUUGAUACAUACGAGGUUAAGCGAGUUUAUGAACAGCGCUGGUCAGCCUUCCUGCAUGCGGGUGCUAUCCUUUGCUUCGUCAGCCCUCCAUUCAUGAAAGUUCUUGGCUUGACACCUACAAGUGUCCUUGCAGGGUUAUUCAUGUUCAUGGGUGAGCAGAGUCUAGCUGUGAAUCCCAUUCUAUACCGGACUUUCUAUCUGCUGACGCCCCCAUCUGAACUGCCACCUUUGCCGCCGACACUGGCGAACAAGGAUAGCAAGGAUACACCCGAUCCUGGCGAGAACCACAACUCGUCUCCUUCUUACAUUCCAGUCCACAUCUACACAGUCCUCCAGAUCGUCAUCACAGUAGUGAUAUUCAUUGUUACCCUGACCCGAGCCGCGCCUGCUUUUCCGAUUCUUAUUGUGGCCUUGGUACCAUUUCGCCUCCUGGCCAUGAAGCGAUGGUGGCCGCGCGAAGUACUCCGAUUUGUUGAUGCUUGGGCUUGUAAAGAGGGUACCCCCGAGGAUGAUGAAGACGCCAAAGCUCUUCAUUUUGAAGCGGCUGAUGGGCCUAGCCAUGGCCCUGAUUCCGGCGGGGAUGCACUUUUGUCAAGUGCGCAGGCUCAUGGUUCCUCACCUCCUUCAGAUACACGUGGUGUCCAGGCUCGGCUAUCAAGCAUUGGAGAAGAUAUGACUCAAGAUUGGGUGGAGCUAAAUGAUAUCCGACCGGAUGCGGAUGAGGAACUGGGGCGAUGUGCCGAGAGGUGAAUGGAGAGGUUUGCGAACGAGAGACGAGGAUUGUCACCUGCCUGUGUACGCCACUCGCAACCUGCUGUAUGAACCCGUUACUAUUAAGUCUAGAGCAAUAGAAAAUAUAUGCAAUUGCCAUCUUCUCGUGC